This is a messenger RNA of Prorocentrum cordatum, 457 nucleotides long. NCBI's taxonomy places the organism in Eukaryota, Dinophyceae, Prorocentrales, Prorocentraceae. The record is from the annotation of a GenBank genome assembly.
CAGGAGGGCCUCCGGCAAGAUCUUGAAGUACGACAAGAGCAAGGGGUUCGGCUUCAUCCAGAACGCGGAGUUCGAGAACAUCUUCUUCCUCCGCAGCGGCCUGCCGAAGGACGUGCUGGAGGGUGACAUGGACGCGCUCAAGGAUCUCGAGGUGUCCUUCGAGUUCUACAUGAGCGAGGAGGGGAAGCCCCGCGCGCGGGACAUCGUCCGCAAGGAGGACGGGCCGCCCGACGACGGGCCGAUCCCCGAAGGCGAGAUCCACCUCGGGGUGAUCCUCCGGUACGACCCGCAGAAGGCCUACGGCUUCCUGAAGCCCGACGACGUGCCCGAGGACGUCUUCUUCCUUCGCUCCGCGCUGCCGGAGGAGCUCCGGGAGCCGAACAACAAGGCGGACAUCGAGAAACGCAGAGUCGAGUUCACCAUCAAGACCAUGCCAGAUGGCCAGCGGCUUGACGGG